GCUUCACCACAAACUUGUAAGCGUAACAGGUUUCCCGGGCUGGCUGCGCUGACCGAGCGCUCCGAUUGGCUGCUCCGUGUCCAUGUGCGGGCUCUGAUUGGCUGUCGGCCGAGUGGAAGAGAGCGCGGCGGAGGAAAAUGUGUCGGUUCGUUCGUGGAGUCGCAGCCGAUCGUGAGCGCGUCCUUCAGUCUGUGCCGAACAUGCACGACCUGCACCAUCUGGACUGAAAUAAUAAAGUGGGAUGCAUCGGGAAUCCGGACGCGCCGAGAAGUGAUUGAAGGAUCGCGGGAACGUGUGGGUGAGUGGGUCCGAUCAUGGGCACCCUGAGGGACCUCCAGUACGCCCUGCAGGAGAAGAUCGAGGAGCUGAGGCAGAGAGACGCGCUGAUCGACGAGCUGGAGCUGGAGCUGGACCAGAAGGACGAGCUGAUCCAGAAGCUCCAGACCGAGCUGGAUAAAUACCGCUCCGUCAUCAGACCCGCCACCCAGCACGUCCAGCAGAAGCACAACGAACUGCACGAACAGCAGAGGACCAAGCGACAAGCCAUCUCAGCCGAACCCACCGCGCUGGACAUCCAGGAUCUCAGCCAGGUCACUCUGCCCUUCUACCCCAAGAGCCCAGAGUCCAAGGAGCUGAUCAAGGAAGCCAUCCUGGACAACGACUUCAUGAAGAACCUGGAGCUCUCACAGAUCCAGGAGAUCGUGGACUGCAUGUACCCGGUGGAGUACGACAGGGAGAGCUGCAUCAUCAAAGAGGGCGACGUGGGCUCGCUCGUCUACGUCAUGGAGGAUGGUAAGGUGGAGGUGACCAAGGAGGGCAUGAAGCUGUGCAACAUGGGACCGGGCAAGGUGUUCGGAGAGCUGGCCAUCCUGUACAACUGCACCCGCACCGCCACCGUUCAGACUCUCACUAACGUGAAAUUAUGGGCCAUCGACCGUCAGUGUUUCCAGACCAUCAUGAUGAGGACGGGACUGAUCAAGCACGCUGAGUACAUGGAGUUCCUAAAGAGUGUUCCAACAUUUCAGGGCCUUCAGGAGGAGAUACUCAGCAAACUUGCAGAUGUGCUGGAAGAGACUCACUACAGCGAUGGAGAGUACAUCAUCCGGCAGGGGGCUCGAGGAGACACCUUCUUCAUCAUCAGUAAAGGAAAGGUGAACGUUACCCGGGAGGAUUCGCCCAAUGAGACUGUUUACCUGCGUGCCAUGGGGAAGGGCGACUGGUUCGGUGAAAAGGCUCUUCAGGGAGAGGAUAUCAGAACCGCCAACGUCAUCGCUGCUGAAGCCGUGACCUGCCUCGUCAUCGACAGAGACUCAUUUAAGCAUUUGAUUGGAGGGCUGGACGACUUCUCCAACAAAGGCUGCGAGGAUGCCGGAGCCAAAGCAAAAUACGAGGCGGAGAACGCCUUCUUCUCCAACCUGAAGCUGGUGGACUUCAACAUCAUCGACACCCUGGGCGUGGGAGGAUUCGGACGGGUCGAGCUGGUGCAGCUGAAAAGUGACGAGACCAAAACGUUCGCCAUGAAAAUCCUGAAAAAGCGUCACAUAGUGGACACCCGGCAGCAGGAGCACAUCCGCUCGGAGAAGCAGAUCAUGCAGGAGGCGCAUUCGGACUUCAUAGUCAGACUGUACAGGACUUUCAAGGACAGCAAGUAUCUGUACAUGCUGAUGGAAGCCUGUUUAGGAGGAGAACUGUGGACCAUUCUCAGAGACAGAGGCUCGUUUGAAGACUCCACCACACGUUUUUACACUGCCUGUGUGGUGGAGGCCUUCGCUUACCUGCAUUCCAAAGGGAUCAUCUACAGAGAUCUCAAACCAGAGAACCUUAUCUUAGAUCACCGAGGCUAUGCCAAGCUGGUGGACUUUGGCUUCGCUAAAAAGAUUGGGUUUGGGAAGAAGACCUGGACGUUCUGUGGAACACCGGAGUACGUGGCUCCAGAAAUCAUUCUGAACAAGGGCCACGAUAUCUCAGCAGAUUACUGGUCACUGGGGAUCCUCAUGUAUGAGCUUCUCACUGGCAGUCCACCAUUUUCAGGUCCAGAUCCUAUGAAGACAUACAAUAUCAUCCUGAGAGGAAUCGACAUGAUAGAAUUUCCAAAGAAAAUCACCAAAAAUGCUGCCAAUCUGAUAAAGAAACUAUGCAGGGACAAUCCCUCUGAACGAUUAGGAAACUUGAAAAACGGAGUGAAGGACAUUCAAAAGCACAAGUGGUUCGAAGGGUUUAACUGGGAGGGGUUACGCAAAGGGACGCUGACACCCCCAAUUAUCCCUGAUGUCUCCUCACCCACCGACACCAGUAACUUCGACAGUUUCCCGGAGGACAGCGAGGACCCGCCCCCCGACGACAACUCAGGCUGGGACAACGAUUUCUGAUCCGGUCUGGUCUGCCCGGACCUUCGGGACGUGACUGCGUUUGAACGAGCGCUGCGCCAGGAAGCAGCUUAAGAAAGGAAAACAGAAACCAGUCCAGCUCUGGGUCACCAUGAUGCCUUCUACAGUGCAGCAGCAUUGGGAUGCCCCAGCUCUAGAACUGUUCAUGCCCCAUCUGUGCCCUGGGCUUCAUCACAGAUGGCAUUAUUCGUCUGAUUUCCUCCAUCCAUAGUGUCCUUACAUAAACAGACUGGGUAUUUUUGAAGGCUACUAAACACCUAGUGCACACUACACAACUUCAGUCCUGAUUUUUCAUUCAUUUAUUACUUCAUACAUACAGGCCGUUCACAUUUAUUAAACCUAGAUGCAACUUGGAGCAGCCAAUCCAUCUACUGGCAUAAUUAGAUUUAUUUUGUUUUGGGAGGUGAAGGGAAAAUAAAAUAAAAUAAAUAAAUAGUACUCAAGAACUAAAUUGCUGAACCUACAAGUUCCAUUCUUGCAGCGGGGUCACUGUCUGUGACGAGGGGAAUAUUUUCCUUCUAUAUGUGUGGCUUUCCUUCCUGUAGGUGGAUUGGCUGUCUAAGUUAUCCCUGUAUGGAUAAGUGAAUGAGUUUAACGUUUGAGUAUGUGCCAGUGAAUUAUACUAGGGUGCUCGGGUGGCGCAGGGGUGCAGUACGCCAGCCCACUGCUGCUGAGAUUUGUGGGUCCAGGGUUCGAAUCUCAAAUCUCAGCAGUGCUAUCUGCCAGUGUAUGCCUAAUGUCUGAGGGUGGAUGGUUGAUAAAGCGUAGCCAUUGGGGGCACAUGGUCCAGAUCUGCUGUGGCGACCCAUAAAUACAGGAGCAUCCAAAAGGAGUGAUUUAAAGCCCUCAUGAGCAAACAUAUGAGUAAUAGUGCACAUGUAUUACCAGAAGAGAUCUUACUGCAAAUACUGCAAAUACCAAAGUAAUAGAAGUGUAAAUGUGUAGUGUGCACUAAGCUAUAGGGUGAAACGCCCUCAUUUCACAUGUACGCUCUUUGGAACCCUGCUCCUGUAUACUUAUGUUGAUUAUUUUUCCAUAACGCCUCGUUACUUUGCCUUUGUUGCUUCAAAUAUUCAAACUCUUUUCUGUAUAAUUUCAAUUUUAUCUGCAGCAACACGGUGCAGUCACUCCAUUCAUACUCACUCUUAGUGAGCUGUUUCGAACCACCAGGGGGCGCACUGCGACCAGCACAAGCACAAGAAGGUCGUAGGUUCUGCACGGAUGACCAGACAUUCGCAUGAACACAAACUGCUGUGCUGGAAAACAAAUAAAGCCUUUUUUUUUAUUUAUUGUAGGACCAGAGAUGAAUAUUUCUGUACAUAUUCAGUGCUGAUAUUUUGUGAUACGUGUAAAAGAUGAAUUUUAUUGUCAGAGUAAAGCCAGUUCUGUUAUCUGAGUUGUUUGGUAUCGUUGGUUUGUUUGGUACUUUGUAGAAUUUGUUGAACUUGGUGUCCAAAACUCCUGUGCUUAUCAGUUUUUUUGGCAUUACUGAAAGUGCCUUAAUUUGAUGGCAUUCGGCACAGACCCUGGAUCGGUUUUAAUGCUGCAUGACUUGGUGAACACUUCAGAUGUUGUAAUCCUCGUUUGUGGCUUUUUUAAACGGUUUAUCCAUUUAUAUGCCUUUUCUUACAAUAAAAGAAUGAACAUGCCAAA
This is a messenger RNA of Trichomycterus rosablanca, 4040 nucleotides long. It is a transcript of the gene prkg1b, whose product is annotated as protein kinase cGMP-dependent 1b. The coding region runs from base 315 to 2369 and encodes 684 amino acids. Lineage: Eukaryota; Metazoa; Chordata; Actinopteri; Siluriformes; Trichomycteridae. Gene Ontology annotation, molecular function: cGMP-dependent protein kinase activity; ATP binding. The record is from RefSeq and is a predicted model, not a curated record. Gene Ontology annotation, biological process: protein phosphorylation. The transcript is spliced from 18 exons.